AUGCCGCAGAUCAAGAGCGUAGCCAUCAUCGGGGCCGGCCCAGCUGGCGCCAUUACAGUCGAUGCACUAGCACAAGAGAAAGCAUUCGAUGUCAUCCAUGUAUUCGAGAGACAAGAGAAAGCCGGCGGAUGCUGGGUAUCGAGAGAUGACGAACCGUCACAGCAGUUUGACUUUGACGGUCUAGCUGCGCGAACAGCAGAUGCGCCUCUCAAAAUUCCCGAGCACCUCCCGUGCCGGACGCCUGUAGUUUCCCAGGACCGCUUCACGGACUCCCCCGUCUACCCGACGCUGGAGACUAAUGUUAACGCGGGAGCCAUGUCGUUCUCGCAAGAGGAGAUUCCUACAGUUCGAUCCCAGUGGUCGAUUGAGCGUCAUGGCGCAGACACGCCUUUCCGACACCAUUCGGUUAUCCGGAAGUAUAUUGAGGACUUGUUUAACCGAAAGGGGUACCAGGAUCUUGUUCAGUAUAAUACUACUGUUGAACGCGCCAUCAAAGAUCCCAGCAGCAAGAAAUGGGUGCUUACAUUCCGCAGGACGGAAGUGCUGGACGGUGUCACGUCGGAUUACUGGUGGUCUGAGGAGUAUGAUGCAGUUGUGGUGGCUUCGGGCCAUUACGCAGUGCCGUUUAUCCCUGUGAUUCCUGGGUUGAAGGAGUUUGCUGCGAGGUAUCCUGGCAGUGUUCAACAUACGAAGCAUUAUCGUGGGCCUGAGAAGUAUCGGGGAAAGAAAGUCAUAACCGUCGGAGCGUCUGUUUCUGCUGCUGAUACUGCAGUCAGCCUGAUUGAUAGUGCUCAGACACCAGUCAUUGCUGUGGUUCGUGGUCGUUACAACGCCUAUUUCGGAGAUCUCGCCUUCCAGCACCCGAAAAUUCAGCGUCGCCCGCCUAUCUCACACAUUACGAGUAAUGACCAAGGCGAACGGACCGUGCAUUUCGAAGACGGUACCUUUGAGACUGAUGUCGACUAUUUGAUUUUUGGAACUGGCUUCAGCUGGACUCUGCCUUUCUUGCCUCAGGUUGCCACGCGGAACAAUCGUGUGCCGGAUCUCUACCAACAUGUCUUCUACAGACAUGAUCCAACACUUGUUUUUGUAGGCGCUGUUGGUGCUGGGUUGACCUUCAAAGUCUUCGAAUGGCAGGCUGUUGCUGCCGCACGCUUUUUAGCCGGCAAGAUAACCCUACCCUCGAUCGCCGAGCAAGAAAAAUGGGAAACCGACCGCAUCGCAGAGAAGAGCGAUGGCCCCGCCUUCACAGUCAUCAACCCCGACUUCGAGCCCUACUUCGAGAGCCUCCGCCAUCUAGCCGGGGAACCUCGUGGUGGUGCAGGGCGGCGCCUACCUCCGUUCGAUCAGAAAUGGCUGUCUGAUUUCAACGAAGGACAUGAGCGUAGGAAGAAAAUGUGGAAGCGAGCCAAUGAAACCGCUCGGCUGUAA
Molecule: messenger RNA, 1431 nt
Organism: Penicillium roqueforti
Lineage: Eukaryota; Fungi; Ascomycota; Eurotiomycetes; Eurotiales; Aspergillaceae
Exons: 4
Coding region: 1-1431 (476 amino acids)
Molecular function (GO): flavin adenine dinucleotide binding; NADP binding; N,N-dimethylaniline monooxygenase activity
Source: RefSeq, a predicted model, not a curated record